AGGGAAAGAAGAGUCACAGAUCUUCAAAGAGAGGUGCUGUGGGACUGAAGAGCCGAGACAUGAGGACUCCAAGCUUGCUGGGGGUUGCACUCCUCUGCCUGUCUGCCAUGGCAGCUGCAAUGGAUAAUGACACUUUGUCAAUAGAAGAAGGGCAGAACGAGACCAGUCUCUUAAAAUGGCGCUGUCAUGGAAGGAAAUACAGGGACUGGUACAAAGUGGGCCCCUAUUGUAUGAAGUAUUUCAACACACCACUCAGCUUCGCUAAUGCCGAGAUUACUUGCAGGCAAAAGGCUCCAGGUGGUCACCUGGCCUCAGUGCACAAUGCCCGUGCAAACGCUGAUCUCAUCCGCAUUGUGAAGAAACGCAGCCGCGGUCAGUGGUCUAUCUGGUUGGGUGGAAUGCGGCUGUGCAAGUCAUCGAGAUUCAUCUGGACGGAUGGUUCUCACUGGAAUUUCCAGAAAUGGGCUCCAGGUGAACCGAACAACGCUUGGAACAAUGAGAACUGUAUGGAGAUGUACAUAAAAUACAUCGGCUACUGGAAUGAUUUUCCGUGUGAAGGACUGAGACCUUUCGUUUGCGCCUUCAAAUCGCACAAGCGGCAGCAGGAGCCGGAAGACUGAAAAAUGCUGGAAUCGCUCUACGGCACGGCUUAUAAAAAUCAGGCGGUAUGAAAAGACAAGCGAAGGGGGGGGAAAGUCAUGCAACGUGCGAUAUGAGCAAAGAAUCGCAAAUGUUUUAAAUGCUUCGCUGAACUCAUGCAAAAAAAAUAAAUAAAAAUAAAUAAAUAUCAACCGUA
Molecule: messenger RNA, 796 nt
Organism: Brienomyrus brachyistius
Lineage: Eukaryota; Metazoa; Chordata; Actinopteri; Osteoglossiformes; Mormyridae
Product: C-type lectin BfL-2-like
Exons: 6
Coding region: 60-620 (186 amino acids)
Molecular function (GO): signaling receptor activity
Source: RefSeq, a predicted model, not a curated record